Pseudophryne corroboree (corroboree frog) is the source of this 4243-nucleotide messenger RNA. It is a transcript of the gene MECP2, whose product is annotated as methyl-CpG binding protein 2. Gene Ontology annotation, biological process: negative regulation of transcription by RNA polymerase II. The transcript has 3 exons. NCBI's taxonomy places the organism in Eukaryota, Metazoa, Chordata, Amphibia, Anura, Myobatrachidae. Gene Ontology annotation, cellular component: nucleus; heterochromatin. Gene Ontology annotation, molecular function: methyl-CpG binding; double-stranded methylated DNA binding; chromatin binding. The coding region runs from base 116 to 1513 and encodes 465 amino acids. The record is from RefSeq and is a predicted model, not a curated record.
ACUGCGAGUGGAGGCAGAUGUAGGCUUGGCGCGGUGACGUCAUCUCGCCGCUUGCUCUCGAGCCCGGCCCCACCCCCUCCUUUCCCUCCUCAGCCUGUGGAGGAGCCGUUAGAAAAUGGCCGCCGCGCCGAGCGGAGAGGAGAGACUGGAGGAAAAGACAGAAGACUUGGAUCAGAAAGACAAACCUCCAAAACUCAGGAAAGUUAAGAAAUUUAUAAAGGAUGAUGAAGAAAGCCCAGAGCAAGCUCAUCCGUCAGCACAGCAGUCAGAGGAGCCUGCAGAAGCAGGGAAAGCAGAGAUGCCUGAAAGCUCAGAGGCCGCACCUGCUGUCCCAGAAGCCUCUGCUUCUUCUAAGCAAAGACGCUCUGUUAUUAGAGACAGAGGGCCUAUGUAUGAUGACCCUACUCUUCCUGAAGGUUGGACAAGAAAGCUCAAACAGAGAAAGUCAGGACGUUCAGCUGGAAAAUAUGAUGUAUAUUUGAUCAACCCAAAUGGAAAAGCUUUUCGGUCCAAAGUUGAGCUUGUAGCAUACUUCAAAAAGGUAGGAGACACAUCCCUUGACCCAAAUGAUUUUGAUUUCACUGUAACUGGGAGAGGAAGUCCAUCUCGAAGGGAGCAGAAGCAGCCGAAAAAACCCAAAGCUCCAAAACCUGCUGGCACAGGUAGAGGAAGAGGAAGGCCCAAAGGAAGUGUGAAAGCAAAGCAAGCUGUCAAGUUAGAGGGUGUUCAAGUGAAAAGGGUCAUAGAAAAGACUCCAGGAAAGCUACUGGUCAAAAUGCCUUUUUCGGGAACUAAGGAAGAACCUGAUGCAGCAACAUCAGAACAGGUCCUUGUCAUUAAACGUCCAGGCCGUAAAAGAAAAUCGGAAACCGAUCCUGCGGCGGCUCCGAAAAAACGGGGUCGUAAGCCAGGCAGUGCUAUUGCUGCUGCUGCUGCUGCCGCUGCAGCGGCAGCAGCGGAGGCGGCCAAGAAAAAAGCAAUCAAAGAGUCUUCCAUCAAGCCACUCCUAGAGACCGUAUUACCAAUAAAGAAGCGCAAGACACGGGAAACUGUGAGUUUAGACGUUACAGAAACCCCAGAGUAUCCUUCCGCCAUCUUGGAAAAAAGCACCGUCAAAGUACAGAAGCCUGCAAAAAGCCCAGAAAGCAAAAGCAAAGAGAGUAGCCCUAAAAGCAAGAGCAGUUUGCCCAAAAUGGAGCAGAAGCAGCACCACCACCACCAUCACCACCACCAUCACCACUCUGAAUCCAAGGCAUCGACAACCAGCCCCGAACCAGAGACUUCAAAGGACAGCAUAAGUGCCCAAGAACCCCAGGACUUAAGUGUCAAAAUUUGCAAAGAUGAGAAAAUACCAGAAAGCGAUGGCUGCGCUCAGGAGCCGCCUAAGCCGGCAGACAAGUGCAGAAACAGAGGAGAAGGUGAACGAAAAGACAUUAUUUCUUCAUCUGUUCAAAGACCGACCAGGGAGGAACCUGUUGAUACCAGAACACCAGUGACCGAGAGAGUUAGCUGACUUUAAGACGAUUAUCAAAAACAGUUAAACAUAAUAAAGGCAGCUGUUGUCUUUUUCUCCUUGUGGGUAGGGCUCUGACAAAGCUUCCCUAUAAUUGAAGUAAAGAAAAGUCUAUUUUUUCCUCCUGUAGCUUGGAGUUUCGUAGCUUCGGGGUGGGAGUGAAUGUGUAACGUGGAUCUUUUUAAUACCAACGAGCACAGUCAGUCGUGGGGUGAAGACUUGCAACAGAGCCAGAAGCAGCUUUGCACUUUUUUUUAUACUAAAUAGGCUCCUUUUGAACAUGGCUUAGUCUGCAUCAUACUACUGACCAAGUUGGGCUGUCUCUUUUAACUUUUUAGGUAUGACGACUUCAGCUUUCCUCUCGUUUAGCACAUUAUAAAAAUCCCUGUGCCAUCUCUAGUGGGGGUUCACAUUGUUACCGAUCAAUAUCAAAUAUUUUGCAUCUAGUUACUUGUAGCUGUGGCAAAUAAAAUCACGGGGGUAACAUUUAAUCCUGACCGCAGUAUUGCCAAAUGAUUGUGUCCCAUGGACUGAGCCAGGGUGUACAAAAAUAUUUUAGCGUUUUAAUAAAAAGUGUCUUAGCUACUCACAGACGUAAUGGUCUUUGCCCCUACUCUCUCACUUCCCUUUUUAGUUGAGUGCGACGGUUGGUGUAGUCUUUCAAAGGCUCAUGUAUAUAGUUUGAUAUUUUUGUGACUUUGGGUACCUGAUUAGAUAUACCGGACUAAAGGGGACAUCUAAAACCAAUUAGUGUGAGCCCUCAAUGUAUUUUCUGGAGUAUAUACUGCUUGAAACAAUUUAUUUUAUUUUUUACUACCCCAUAUUCAGAAAAUAAAGUCUCCGGGGUAAUCUAUAUAAUGUUGGGAAGGUCUGCAAUAAGUUGUCUCGUUAAGGUAAAAACACAAGGUAUGAGAUAGUCAGGCGUACCUGCCACAGUUGACAGUGCAAAUAUCUAUUCAGUCAUACGCACAUCUGUAUGUACAGUUAUAGGGAAAAUUAUCUGCAAUGUUCUUCCAGUUAAUUUAAACAUAAGUAGCUCUUCUCUAGUAAUAAUCAAUAUUGCACUGCUUAUCUCGCCCAUAGAACUAAAAACAGGUGUGAUUAAGACUGAACGGCAGGAAGCUAGUUGAAUGCUGUUGUUUUGUCUUUGUAUGUUUUAUUUUAUUUUUUACGUCUUUUUUUUUUUAUAGAGAAAUGAUUUUGUAGAUAAAAAAUACAUCUAGUUAGACUUUUUUUGUUAAUGCAGACCGUCAAGUGAAGCUGCGAAACUCUAAGUGUUUUAGUAUGAGGUUUUUUUUUUCUUCUUUGUUUGAGAUAUUUCAUUUUGCAGUUUCAUAAGGACUUCCUGUUAGGCACUGACUUGUGGUGGGUUUAGUAUAGUGAUGUAUACUGAAGCACCACAUCUCCCUCCUGCAACAGCGGCAAAAAUCCCCAACAGUAGUAGUGGCUUUAGGUGACACCUAGAACUCAUUGUUUAGCAAUAUAUGUUAGAACCUCAGCCCCUGUUAAGUGAGUGAAUGGAAGUUUUUGUUUCCUUGUGCUCGCCUUUUUAUGUAACGUGAAGGCUUGUCUUGAUGAAUUUUAUCUGAUACCUAUUUGUGAGGAUGCUGUUAGACUGCAUGGGUUUUAUACUUUAAAGAUGUGCAUAACUCCUAUUUGUAUUUUGUGUGUAUGUACGAGUGUGUGUGUGCAUAUAUAGACAUAUAUAUAUAUACAUACACACGCUCACAUUUUGUUUUACAGAAAUUAUGUGUCGGAGAACAUUUCUGUACAGGUGGGCAGGCUGUGUUGACCUGGUUUUCUUCAUGCUCAUUCCAAAGCAUUUUUUUCAGUAUGCUAGAAAAAAAAAAUAAGGACUCGCUUGUAUAAUUUAAUUAAAAACAAAAACCCCAACCUUUAAAAAUUCUAAUUGUCAUCUAUAAUCAUCACGAUGGCAUGGCAUACUCUGGAAGUCCUUAUUAACCUGCACCUUGCUUUUGUUUUUACAAAGAAAGGUGAAAAAAAUCUUUGUUUACGGAGAAAUCCAUGCUAUACGGUAUAUAUGUGUUACGUCAGGAACAGCACUUCGCAGACUGUCCUCCUGAACGGCGUUAACGUGUCAAAGGGAAGCGUCAGUCCUGUCCACGUCCUCCUGUGCUACUACACGGAACUGUCAGACCUGUGCAGGUUUUCAAAUAACUUCUCAUCUUUUACUUUGUACAAAUCAUUGGAAUACAUUCACGUAGAAUCAUUUGUUGAAAAGUAUGAUGAUGUUUUUAUUUCAGCACUGUUUUAUUUUUGGCAUGCAGGAAUCGAUGAUCUACAAAAACUUUCCGUAUUUUUUUGUGUUCAUCAAUCAUACACACGUGACUGUUCAGAGCAAUGAUCCCGAGCGCUCUUUCUAGCUCUGUAACUACAGUAGCCUGGUAGUGUCAUAUUUUUCACUUCCAUAGACUGUCAGACUGAAAUGACACAGACAGCUGCUCUGUAAACAGGAUAUUCAACACCUUGUGUUUUGUGUUUGUUUGUUUUUUAACAGUUUCCAUUAACGAGAGAUGUGCACUUUUUUGUAAAAGAUAGAGUGCCAUUCUCAAAUGCCUUUUAUAGAGAGCACUUUAGUUAUGUAUUAAUCAAGUGUUUGAUUAUUCUGUGUGAAACAUAGGAAGACUUUGCAACCGUACGUUAGGAAAUAAUGUGUGUAAUUGUCUGUAUACUGAAAUACACAAAAAAACCUACUGCUUUGAUCAAUCA